UUAACCUCCACGUGUGUUAGCUUUUCCGCUGGCGAUCGCGACUAGACUUGUGCCGCCAUGAGUCAUUACAACUUCAAGAAGAUAACAGUUGUCCCGUCCGCCAAGGACUUUGUGGACAUUGUCCUGUCCAAGACCCAGCGAAAGACGCCCACCGUCAUCCACCGCCACUUCAAGAUCUCCCGCAUCCGGCAGUUCUACACGAAGAAGGUGAAGUUCGCCCAGCAGACGUUCCACGACCGGCUGGCAACGGUGGUGGCCGAGUUCCCGAAGCUGGACGACAUCCAUCCGUUCUACGCCGACCUCAUGAACGUCCUGUACGACAAGGACCACUACAAGCUGGCGCUGGGGCAGGUCAACUCGGCCAAACAUCUCAUCGACGGCGUGGCUCGGGACUACGUACGUCUCAUGAAGUUCGGCGACUCGCUCUACCGCUGCAAGCAGCUGAAGCGAGCGGCGCUGGGUCGGAUGUGCACCAUCAUGAAGCGGCAGAACCAGAGCCUCCAGUACCUUGAACAGGUGAGGCAGCACCUCGCCAGGCUCCCCUCCAUCGAUCCCAACACCCGCACCAUCCUCGUGUGCGGGUUCCCAAACGUCGGGAAGUCCAGCUUCAUGAACAAGGUCACCCGGGCAGACGUCGAAGUCCAACCGUACGCCUUCACCACCAAGUCGCUGUUUGUGGGUCACUUGGACUACCGCUACCUUCGCUGGCAGGUGGUGGACACGCCAGGGAUCCUGGACCACCCCUUGGAGGACAGGAACACCAUCGAGAUGCAGGCUAUCACUGCUCUGGCCCAUUUACGGGCAGCGGUUCUGUUUGUGAUGGACAUAGCCGAACAGUGUAGCUACUCCAUCGAGCAGCAGAUACAGCUAUUUGAGAACAUAAAGCCCCUCUUUGCCAACAAGCCUCUGGUGGUGGCCCUCAACAAGACUGACAUCAUCACUCCCGAAGAGCUCAGGGAAGACGCCAGGGUCGCGCUGGCAAAGCUGGAAGAAGACGGAGUCACCCUGCUCCCCAUGAGUACGCUCACGGAGGAAGGGAUCACGGCGUGAAGACACAGGCGUGCGACAUGCUCCUGGCUCAGCGGGUGGAGGUGAAAAUGAAAGGCAAGAAACUCCCCGACGUCCUGAACCGUCUCCACGUGGCCAUGCCCACCCUGCGCGACGGGGCUGAGAGAACUCCGUUCAUUCCUCCAGGAGCCAAGCUGAGGAAAAAUCGACCAGCCGACGGGGGCAGCAUGGAUGUGGAAACAGCAAGAGGUUCCGAAGAGGCUCCAAAUGUAGCUCUCCCGAAGAAGAAAGUGGAGAGGGACAUUGAGCUGGAGAUGGGCGACGACUAUUUCCUGGACCUGAAGAAGCACUACCAGCUGGAGAACGGUGAGGAAAAGUAUGACAUCAUCCCUGAGAUCUUCGAGGGGAAGAACAUUGCCGACUACAUCGACCCGGAGAUUCUUGAGCGACUGGAGGAGCUGGAGAGAGAGGAUGAGAUGAGGGAGGCGGUCGGGGUGUACGACUCGGAGCCGGAGGACGAGGAGACAGUUAAGACUCGGAAGAUUGCCACAGCGAUUCGCAGAAAGCGAUCGCUGAUGCGGAAGCAGAGCUGGUUGAAGAGGUCGCGGAAUGCACCCGUCAUGCCGAGGAGCAAGGGCCCCGCUGUGAGACUGAGUCGCCCGAGAGUUAGGACUAGUGAGAGGAUGGACGUGGAUGGGAAGGAGGGUGAAAGAGACGACUCAGCAGCUCCGUCUGUUGCUGGAAAGAAGAGGAAGCGGUCGAGGUCUGCCGUGUCAGUGAUGGCCCGCUCCCAGUCCCAGGGUCGCUCCAGCUCCCGCGACCUCCGUGAGAGGUCAGGGGUUCGUGACUCCGCCAUGCUGGAGGCUGCAGUGAAGAAGCAGCGGUUGUCACAGAGACCACUGGGCCGUCUGGGGAAACAGGGGAUCUGGGACAGACAUGUCUACACCCUGAAACCCAAGCAUCUAUUCUCCGGGAAGAGAGGCAUUGGAAAGACUCAGCGAAGAUAGUAGUGUUACGUAAUUAUAGCGCG
Geodia barretti is the source of this 2038-nucleotide messenger RNA. The record is from the annotation of a GenBank genome assembly. NCBI's taxonomy places the organism in Eukaryota, Metazoa, Porifera, Demospongiae, Tetractinellida, Geodiidae.